AUGGCUGCGCUCGAUGCGCGAACGGAAAUCCCCCACUUGUUGGUAGAGCUCCGCAGCCUAGGCUACAUUGAGAUCUGUGGCAAAGACAUGGGUGGCAUCUAUCAACGACUGGAGGAUUGGAUGGGGGAGCAGUGGGGGUGCGAGUUUCUGAGCACGGAAGUGCGUGUUGUUGCAAACAGGGAAGACAGGGACAACGACCUUGGCUUAUCUGGCUCCUACUCUACUGGCAUGGUCAAUCGCGUUGGGCCGGUGGCAGAGUGGAAUCGCCUUUGUGACGCGAGCUUCGACUGGCCUCCCAACGAGCUCGUAUGUCGGUGCAUGCCGAUGAAUAUCGUGACGGUCUUUAAGCUGCGCGGAAAGGAAGGUGAGAACAACAUGGGGAAGCUCACGAUGGAACUGGUGAACUUCAUGACGCAAACGUGUGGUUGGGGGCUUCAUCUGUGCAAUGGGACUAACCUCGGCUUCUACGGUCAGAUCCGCGAGCAGCAAGUUAUUUUCAAGGCGCCCCACCCACUGAAUCUGACUGCCCCACACCUCAUGAUCGAGUUGCGGCAGGCAGGCUAUGUGGAGGUCAACGGCGUUGACAGCAAUGGUAUCUUCGACAAGCUCACCGAGUGGCUGGUACAAACUUGGAAAGCACAGAGGCUUCAGGCAGACCCGGUCUAUUGCGCUCUCAAGUUUCGCUGUGAUGUUUUCAAGACUCGCGGCCGUGAAGGCGAAAACAACAUGGGCAUGAAAACCAUGGAGAUUGUCGACUUUAUGGUGCAGCAGUGCGCCUGGACCAUGAUCACCUGCAACGGCGGAAACUUCGGCAGGUAUGGAAGCAUCCGCGAACAGCAAAUGGUCUUCCGCGACGACGGGCAUGUGCAGCAUGGUGAAGACCACAUCAUGGUCGAGCUCAGGGACAUCGGCUAUGUGGAGGUGAAUGGCCUUUCCAGCUCCCGUGACAUCGAGCCUUUCGUCUCACAGUUCUUGCUGGGCAGCUGGCAGUGUCAAGACUACACGCCUCAAUUCUACGAGCAGACAAAGUUCUGCGAUCGCAAGUUUGUCACUCCACAGAAUCUCUACUACAAGCAGGGUUUGACCAACAACAUCGGCAAGCUGACCAUCGAAUUGUCUAUAGCCCUAGCUUCGCAAGGGUGGCUGCUGAUGCUUUGUAACGGUGGCCACAUCUCCAGCAUCAGGGACCCUUCCAACAGCUACUCUAUGGGUGUUCCUAUUCAGAGAAAGAUGGUCGACCAGGAAAUCCAAGGCGGCAUCAAGCGGGAGCAGCAGAUCAAGUUCACGCGAGCGCCAGACCGCACAAUUGCAGCCGAGCCGCUGCUGAUGAUCGAGCUCCGAUCCGUUCCGAGAUCUCCACCCGAGAGCAUCAAUACGAUGAAUUGUGAAAUCAUAGAUCCCUUCAAGGAGAACGCAGGUAGGCAAAGGCAGACAGCUAUUGCGCUGCGUGACUGGAUUGUCUCGGCGGACUACGAGGGCUUCAUUGAGGUGAAUGGUUUCAACACCAAUGGUGUUUAUCAGAAGCUGCAAGAGUUCAUCGAGCGAUUCCUGAAGGGAAGAAUGCUCGGGCCACAGUCCUACUGCGACUGCCUCUUCAGUUGCCGGGCUUUCCGUCAGAAGAUGUCUCCCCAUGGCGAGUACUGGGAUGGUUUCUACUGUGGGGAGAACAACUUCGGCAAGUACACCAUGCGUUUGAUCGAUUUCUUGGUGGACCACCUUGGUGAAUGGGACCUUAUCGUUUGCAAUGGCAAUGCAGCUGAGCGUGCGUGGCGCUGGGGUGGCCUUGUGUCCAUGGUGGCGCGUGAGCAGCAGCUUGUCUUCCGCCACCGGCCCAAAGCCGGACGGGUGUUCAUGGCCAUCGCGCAGCACACUCCCUUGGGCCGCCCACCGAUGCAGGCCCCGGACUACUGGACCUCUGAUUCCCGCAAUGGCACUGCAGCCUUCAAGGUCGUGCCUGUGACAGAGGAGGAGAAGGAGUGGCUGCAGCAGCUGCUAGACGGCAGCUACGUGAAAAAGGUCACUCGUGAUCGCCGAGGCGGUCGACUGGCAGAGCGCUUCGAGCUUGUCGCCGCAGUUCGAUCCGAAAAUCCCCACCUAUGGGAUGCAUUCGCAGACCGACGGCACAAGGUCGGCCUCAGUCGCAAUGGCCUACACACAGAUCACAAAGGCCAGGACGUGGUACCCAAAACAGUCCGUGCUUGCCCAGCACUAGCAGCGCGCUGUGUUGACGAGGACGGCAAGAACCCUUCGACCGAGGGGAUCUUCCUCCACGGCACGAACCCGACAUCGGCCGUGGCGAUCCUGAAGAACAACUUCAAGAUUGAUUUAGCUGGCGCCAGCGCAGGAACGAUGUUUGGGCCGGGAGCAUAUCUCGCUGAAGCAUCGACCAAGGCGGACGAGUACGCGCAAGAUGACAAGACCGGCCGCUACAAAGGCCUGUAUGCCAUGGUCGCCUGCCGUGCAGUGAUGGGACGACCCUUCGUUGAGAAGAAUCCCGGUAACUACUCGAAGAAGGUGACCUCAGGCGCAUUUGAUGUUGUUCUUGGUGAUCGCGAGGCCGCAGUGGGGACUUUCCGGGAGUUCAUCUUCUUUCACGAGGAGUCAAUCUAUCCGGAAUACGCGCUGUUUUAUCGGAGAAUCUACGGCGAAGAGCCAUCCGAGACGGUGCUGGAAGAA
Messenger RNA from Symbiodinium natans, 2676 nucleotides. NCBI's taxonomy places the organism in Eukaryota, Dinophyceae, Suessiales, Symbiodiniaceae. The record is from the annotation of a GenBank genome assembly.